Eublepharis macularius is the source of this 2504-nucleotide messenger RNA. It is a transcript of the gene HOXA9, whose product is annotated as homeobox A9. Gene Ontology annotation, molecular function: RNA polymerase II cis-regulatory region sequence-specific DNA binding; DNA-binding transcription factor activity, RNA polymerase II-specific. The transcript is spliced from 2 exons. Gene Ontology annotation, cellular component: nucleus. The record is from RefSeq and is a predicted model, not a curated record. NCBI's taxonomy places the organism in Eukaryota, Metazoa, Chordata, Lepidosauria, Squamata, Eublepharidae. The coding region runs from base 441 to 1214 and encodes 257 amino acids. Gene Ontology annotation, biological process: DNA-templated transcription; proximal/distal pattern formation; regulation of transcription by RNA polymerase II.
GCGAGAGAGCGCGCGCGAGUGUGUGAGCGGGUGUGCAAAGAACACGACCCACUGAUGGGAUGAUUAAUUAUGAUAUAAAAUAGUCCGCGUCCAAAGGGUGGCGGCACCCCAAAAGCCGCUCUUUUCAUCUCCUUUGGCCACAAUUAAAACAAACUUUGUCGCAUAGCUCGCCUAUCCCCUUGCAUAAAAACAUAUGGCUUUGCUAUAAAAAUGAUGACUGGAAAACACUGACCCAUUAAUAGCCUGCGGACUGAUUUAUACUUUAUUGUUCUGCUGCCCGGCCACGUGACGGCCGGCAGCCAAUGAGCGGCGCGGCAGCCUGCAACUUAUUAGGUGACUGUACUUCUUCGCCAGGACCAAGUUGUUACAUGGAAGCCGCAGUUCCAUAAUUUCCCCGGUCCUGCCUGCGUUGGACGGGGCUGGGUGGCGGCUGCACGGCCAUGUCUUCGUCGGGCGCGCUCAGCAACUACUACGUGGACUCCUUCCUCAUCCACGAGAGCGAGGAGCUGGUGCAGUCCCGCUACGGCGCGGCCCCCCUGGGCCAGCCAGGCCGGCAGGCGAGCCUGGGCGAGCACCCCGAGUUCGCCCCUUGCAGCUUCCAGUCCAAGGCGUCGGUCUUCGGCGCGUCCUGGAACGCCGUGCACCCGCCGGGCGCCAGCAAUGUGCCCGCCGUGUACCACCCGUACGUGCACCCCCAGGCACCCAUGGCAGCGCCCGACGGCAGGUACAUGCGUUCGUGGCUCGAGCCCGUGCCUUUCCCCGGCCUGCCGGCCAGCAGGCAUUAUGGCAUUAAACCCGAACCGCUGACGGCCAGGAGGGGUGACUGUACCACCUUUGACACUCACGCUCUCUCUCUGACUGACUUUGCUUGUGGUUCUCCUCCAGCUGAUAGGGAUAAGCAAGCCACCGACGGGCCCUUCUCGGAAAACAAUGGCGAGGGCGAGGCCAGCGGAGACAAACCCCAGCUCGACCCAAAUAACCCUUCUGCGAACUGGUUACAUGCAAGAUCCACCAGGAAAAAGCGCUGCCCUUAUACUAAGCACCAAACGCUGGAGCUGGAAAAAGAAUUUCUGUUCAACAUGUAUCUCACCAGGGACCGACGGUAUGAAGUGGCCAGGCUCCUGAAUUUAACCGAGAGACAAGUGAAAAUCUGGUUUCAGAACCGGAGGAUGAAAAUGAAGAAAAUUAACAAAGACCGAGCGAAGGAUGAAUGAUGCUCGGCUGCGAAUUUAUCACGUCUCCAACAGCAAAAUCUCCUCCAGUCCAAUCCAACACAACCACAACUCCCUCAAACCAGGCGACUGUGUCCAGGCCUCACGUUGAUUUUUGUCCUUGCCAAUUCAGUUCUUGAAUGUACCUCGCCAGCGCGCAGGGGGAUCGCUGGACCCCGGCGCUAUCAAGGAGGUGCCCUGAUUCCCCGUUGUGAUCAUAGGAAAGAAAAGGGGGGCAUUAUUAACGCGCAAAGCUGAUUUGUUGGCUUGUUUAAAUCUACCUGUCAAGUAUGAAAGAAAGAAAGAAAGAAAGAAAGAAAGAAAGAAAGAAAGAAAGAAAGAAAGAAAGAAAGAAAGAAAGAAAGAAAGAAAGAAAGAAAGAAAGAAAGAAAGAAAGAAAGAAAGAAAGAAAGAAAAAGAAAACUACCUUUUUAAUGCACAACUCUUUACAGACUGUAUAGGUUAGUCGAAGUAGUUAAUUUUAUUUGCUCUGCGUGGCAGAGAGAGGUCUGCUCUAAUACUUGAACACUGUGUUUUAUCGUGGUAAUUAUAUUUGUGACUCAAUUUUUGUGCUUGGGUGCUGUAUCAGAUGUGAUUGUGUAAGCUAGAAUUCUAUUCGAACUCAGGUUGUUUAUUAUAAAAGUUGCAUAGAGUAUAGCUCUGUAGUGUAAGUAUUUUUUCUGUAUAAUUAGACAGUUAACCUUGGAUUGUAAGGGAAAGAAAAUGCUCUCGCCCUCUCUUUCUCUCCCCCUCCCCCCUUCAGCUUUUAAAAACAAAGGGAAAAUUGAUCUGGGCUAGAAAAGGAAUCGCAGUCUUUCGGUUCCUCUGAAGCAAGUCAUCUUAGUAUGCACAGUUGAUCUAUAUAUAUAUAUAUAGUACCGUCUUUGUCAGUUGUAUAUAUAUAAUCUAUAUAUUAAAGAAAAAAACCCUUAAUAAUCAGAUUAGCUUGAAUAUUGUUUUUGCACCGUGAGCAGUUUUCAGAUAUCGGAGCUAUACAUAUAUGUGAAAAAGGUAACUACCUAUGGUUUACGUUUUUAAGUUUAAUCAAAUAAUUUGAUUCUUAUUGUAAUGAAAUUUAAUGUUAUUGAUAAUAAAUUAUACACUCUAAAACCUACCUUUGGUUAUUGUAGAUUUGUAUCAAUUAUUAAAAAAAUUAAAUCCUGGAAGUUAUGUUUAUGCAGGAGCUACACUGUAUAUUUUGCAAUAGUUACCUCAUUGGCCUACUGACCAAAUAGUUGUGUCCAAAUGAUAUUUAACUUUUUUGCAAAAUAAAGUAUAUAUUGAUUCUUUUUA